UCCUCUGAGCUGAGGAUGAGGAGGACGUCUGUUGUUCUCUGACAGCUGCUGACGCUUUUUCUCUCUGGGACCAUUUUUUUUAACUUUUUAACAAACACAUGGACUCAGUGUGAGCGACGCACCUGCUGCCAGAAACCUUCAGACAGUAUCUUUGUUGUGACUUGGUUUUAAGUAGACUGUGAUAAAAUGUCUCUGACUGUAGCUGACCUGACCAGAGGAGCGAUGACAGAGUUCCAGGAGAAGCUCCGUCAGCAGCAUGAGGAGUCGAUGCACCGCGAGUUGGAGGCGCUGCUCAGUACAGCCAACAAGGCGGAGGCAGAGAUCUCCAGAAAAGAUUUCGAUGGCUUCAAAGAGCUCUUCCACAGAUUCCUGCAGGUCAAAGGUCCUUCAGUCGAAUGGGCCAAGAUCAACCGUCCGCCAGAGGACUCGAUCCAGCCAUACGAGAAGAUCAAGAUGAAAGGUCUUCCUGACAACAUCACCGCCAGCCUCAACAAGCUCGCUGUGGUCAAACUGAAUGGCGGUCUGGGAACUAGUAUGGGCUGUAAGGGUCCCAAGAGUCUGAUCAGCGUCCGCAACGAGAACACCUUCCUGGACCUGACCGUCCAGCAGAUCGAGCAUCUGAACAAAACCUUUAACGCAGAAGUGCCGCUCGUUCUCAUGAACUCCUUCAACACUGAUGAAGACACAAACAAGAUCCUGCAGAAAUACAAACACCACCGUGUCAAGAUCCACACCUUCAACCAGAGCAGGUAUCCGAGGAUCAACAAGGAGUCACUGCUGCCAAUCGCCAAAAACAUGGGGAUGAGCGGAGAGAAUGGGGAGGCCUGGUACCCGCCGGGUCACGGAGACAUCUACGCCAGCUUCUCCAACAGCGGCGUGCUGGACAAACUCCUCGCUGAGGGGAAGGAGUACAUCUUCGUGUCCAACAUCGACAACCUGGGCGCCACCGUCGACCUCUUCAUCCUCCACCACCUGAUGAGCCAGCCGGCCGACAGACGCUGCGAGUUCAUCAUGGAGGUCACAGACAAGACCAGAGCUGACGUCAAGGGCGGUACGCUGAUCCAGUACGAGGAUCACCUGAGGCUGCUGGAGAUCGCACAGGUGCCGAAGGCCCACGUCGAUGAGUUCAAGUCCGUCACCAAGUUUAAGAUCUUCAACACCAACAACCUGUGGAUCUCUCUGCCCGCCAUCAAGAGGCUGCACGAGAAGAACGCCAUGGACCUGGAGAUCAUCGUCAACCCAAAGACGUUGGACGGCGGUUUGAACGUCAUCCAGCUGGAGACAGCCGUAGGCGCUGCCAUCAAGAGCUUCAACAACGCCAUGGGUGUGAACGUCCCCCGUAGCCGCUUCCUGCCGGUGAAGACGUCGUCCGACCUGCUGCUGGUGAUGUCCAAUCUGUACAGCCUGGAUGCCGGCUCGCUCACCAUGAGCAAGAAGAGAGAGUUCCCCACCACACCGCACGUCAAGCUGGGCAGCUCCUUCACCAAGGUUCAGGAUUUUCUGACCAGGUUCGAGAGCAUCCCGGACAUGUUGGAGCUCGACCACCUCACUGUGUCCGGCGACGUCACCUUCGGAAAGAACGUCUGUCUGAAGGGAACCGUCAUCAUCAUAGCCAAUCAUGGCGACAGGAUCGACAUCCCUGCCGGAGCGAUGCUGGAGAACAAGAUCGUUUCAGGAAACCUGCGGAUCCUCGACCACUGAGGCCUUCUGGGGGGAAACAAAGACAAACAGACGAAGCCAUCUGCACCUUGAAGAGACUCAAAGAGAUUAUUUUUCUUCUCUUCUCUGAUGAACUAUCUCACUUUGUUUGUUUGUCUGUUUUCAAUGUAAAGCCAACCUGAAAGGGUCAAAGGUCAGCGUCUUCCAUGUUCCUCCUGAUGCAGAUGUGAUGAAACUUCCUGUUACUGCAAACAGCCGCUGCAGAGUCUGAGUCCACUGUGUGUCGUCUGCUUCUGCUGUCAAAUAAACAAGUGCAAUAUGGGUCA
Molecule: messenger RNA, 1985 nt
Organism: Epinephelus moara (kelp grouper)
Lineage: Eukaryota; Metazoa; Chordata; Actinopteri; Perciformes; Serranidae
Product: UTP--glucose-1-phosphate uridylyltransferase-like
Exons: 10
Coding region: 187-1701 (504 amino acids)
Biological process (GO): UDP-alpha-D-glucose metabolic process; glycogen metabolic process
Cellular component (GO): cytoplasm
Molecular function (GO): UTP:glucose-1-phosphate uridylyltransferase activity
Source: RefSeq, a predicted model, not a curated record